CUCCGCGCGGGCCUACACGCGAUGGAGCUGCACAUCCUAGAGCACCGGGUGCGGGUGCUGAGCCUCGCGCGUCCCGGCCUUUGGCUCUACACUCACCCGCUCAUCAAGCUGCUCUUCCUGCCCCGCCGCAGCCGGUGUAAGUUCUUCAGCAUAACGGAGACCCCCGAGGAUUACACGCUCAUGGUGGACGAGGAGGGCUUCAAAGAGCUGCCUGCCUCUGAAUUCCUGCAAGUGGCUGAGGCCACAUGGCUGGUGCUGAACGUGUCCUCUCACAGUGGCACGGCCACGGCGGUGCAGGCCGCUGGGGUCACGAAGAUCGCGCGUUCAGUCAUCACGCCGCUGGCCGAGCACCACGUGUCUGUGCUGAUGCUGUCUACCUACCAGACGGACUUCAUCCUGGUGCGAGAACAGGACCUGUCUGUGGUGAUCCACACACUGGCCCAGGAGUUCGACAUUUACCGUGAUGUGGGUGGGGAGCCUGUGCCUGUUGCCGGGGAUGAGUCUAGCAACGGCUUUCCCCGGGCGCAGCAUGGGGGAGGCCCAGCCCACGGCUGCCUGCUUACCAGUCGGCCCUGUCCCUCCGGAGCAGGGCCCAGCCCCAACGUGCAUCCGAUCCAGAGCCCCCAGAAUCGCUUCUGUGUCCUCACCCUGGACCCUGAGACGCUGCCAGCCAUUGCCACCACGCUCAUAGAUGUCCUCUUCUACUCACAUAGUGCUCCCAAGGAGGCUGCCUCAGAAGGCCCCGAGGCCAACUCCAUCCCGUUUUUUGCCUUCUCCCUCAUUGAGGGCUAUAUCUCCAUCGUCAUGGACGCCGAGAUGCAGAAAAAAUUCCCCAGCGACCUUUUACUGACCAGCUCCUCGGGGGAGCUGUGGAGGAUGGUGCGGAUUGGCGGACAGCCGCUGGGAUUCGACGAGUGUGGGAUCGUGGCCCAAAUUGCGGCGCCCCUGGCUGCGGCGGACAUCUCUGCCUAUUACAUCAGCACCUUCAACUUCGACCACGCUCUGGUGCCUGAGGAUGGGAUUGGCAGUGUCAUAGAGUUACUCCAGCGACGCCAGGAGGCCCCGGGCUCCUGAGCCCAGAGGGAGCGCGCUCUCCACUUGCCCCAGGCUUCUGGGCGUGUCAAUUGUCUCAGCGGUUUCCUCCAGCCCUGGGACUGUACCCCACUCCCACUCUGUAUGUAAGCUGCUUGUGGGCACCGGCUCGCAUGUGGACAUUACGUGUGCACCCGCACACUGGGCAGGUGCUGGCCUGACUGUAUCUGCCCACAUGGGGGAACAUGGUGCUGGGGGGCUCCACCCGGAAGCCCCCGCCCCAUCACUGCACGCCUCGGCGUUUGCACACUUCCUGCCUGAGGCUCGAGCCCACCCCCACCCCCCAGACCCCCACAGGUCACUGUGUCUUAGACAGAGGCCCUGAUCUGCGUUCUGCUGUUGGCCAGGUGGCUCUGCCCAGCCAGACAAGUUCUGACAGUGCCGCCCUCUGGGGCCUCUAAGAAAGGUAUUUUUGCAUCUCUUCCUUUCUCCUUUUAUACCGAUUUAUUAAUAAAAGACUUUGUAGAGA
This is a messenger RNA of Echinops telfairi (small Madagascar hedgehog), 1561 nucleotides long. RefSeq names its product cytosolic arginine sensor for mTORC1 subunit 1 (gene CASTOR1). NCBI's taxonomy places the organism in Eukaryota, Metazoa, Chordata, Mammalia, Afrosoricida, Tenrecidae. The transcript is spliced from 9 exons. Bases 22 to 1074 code for a protein of 350 amino acids. Gene Ontology annotation, cellular component: cytosol. Gene Ontology annotation, molecular function: arginine binding. The record is from RefSeq and is a predicted model, not a curated record. Gene Ontology annotation, biological process: cellular response to L-arginine; negative regulation of TORC1 signaling.